Ornithorhynchus anatinus (platypus) is the source of this 3404-nucleotide messenger RNA. It is a transcript of the gene HTR7, whose product is annotated as 5-hydroxytryptamine receptor 7. Gene Ontology annotation, molecular function: G protein-coupled serotonin receptor activity; neurotransmitter receptor activity. The coding region runs from base 1 to 2244 and encodes 747 amino acids. Gene Ontology annotation, cellular component: membrane; dendrite. NCBI's taxonomy places the organism in Eukaryota, Metazoa, Chordata, Mammalia, Monotremata, Ornithorhynchidae. Gene Ontology annotation, biological process: circadian rhythm; vasoconstriction; smooth muscle contraction. The record is from RefSeq and is a predicted model, not a curated record. The transcript is spliced from 6 exons.
AUGAAUAAGAAACGUGUACGCGAGGCAAAGCUGCAGUAUGAAAGGGAGCGCCGCGAGAGGGACGCACAGGAAAAAGUCUCGCGGCCGAGGCUGCGGGCGCCCCGCUCGUCGCCCCGCUCGUCGCCCCGCACCCCGGCCCGCACGGAGCCCGGGCGGGGGCCGCCCGCACCCCCGGGCCCCCCGCCCCCGAGCCCCGGGAGCACGGCCCGCCCGGGGCUCGUCCGGCCGCCUGCGGGCCGCUGCCCGGACCGGGGUCCCCGCUGCCCGCGGGGGUCGGGGAGACGGGGCGCCGCCGCGGGGGCCGCCCUGCCGGGAGGGGGCGCCGCUGCUCUGCGGGCUGCCCUGCCGGGAGGGGGCGCCGCUGCUCUGCGGGCUGCCCUGCCGGGCGGGGGCGCUACCGACCCGGGACUCUUGCCGGGUGUGCUGGGAGGCGCGGCUGCGCGGGGUGCCCUGCCGGGAGGGGGCGCUACCGGACGGGGGGGGGGGGCCCGCUGGGCGGGGGGCGCUGCCGCGUGGCGUGCCCUGCCGCGAGGGGGCGCUUCCGGGCGGGGGGCCCUAGUGCGUGUGGUGGGAGGUGCCGCCGCGCGGGGUGCCCUGCCGGGAGGGGGCGCUAACCGCGAGGGGAAGGGUGCCCCGCUGGACGGGGGGCGCUGCUGCGUGGUGUGCCCUGCCGGCAGGGGGCGCCCCCGAGCGAAGUCGCCCUGUCGGGGGAGGGUGCUGCUGCGUGGUGUGAUCUGCCAGGAGGGGGCGCUGCCGGGAGGGAGUGCCCUGCCGGGCGGGGGGGCGCUGCUGCGUGGCGGGGGGCUGCCGCGAGGGGGCGCUACCGGGCGAAGCGCCCUGCCGGGAGGGGGCGCUGCCAGGAGGGGGCGCUACCAGGAGGGGGCGCUACCGGGCGAAGUGCGCUGCCGCGAGGGGGCGCUCCCGGGCGAAGUGCGCUGCCGGGAGGGGGCGCUCCCGAGCGAAGUGCCCUGCCGCGAGGGGGCGCCAGGGAGGGCGCCCGCGGGCUGGGCGGGGGCGGGGACGGGGAUGCCGUCGGCCUCCCGGUCCCCGCGGCCGGCGCGGCCGCCUCCGGGGGUCCCGAGCUCGGCGGGUCCCGGCGGGGGCAACGCGUCCCGCUGCGGCUGGGGCACGGAGCCGCACGGGCCGGCCGAGCGGGCGGCGGUGGGGGCCGUGCUGACGCUGCUGCCGCUGCUGACGGUGGCGGGCAACGGGCUGGUGGUGGCCGCCGUGUGCUGCGUGAAGAAGCUCCGCCAGCCGGCCAACUACCUCAUCGUGUCCCUGGCCCUGGCCGACCUGUCGGUGGCCGUGGCCGUCAUGCCCUUCGUCAGCGUCACCGACCUCAUCGGCGGCCGCUGGGUCUUCGGGCGCCUCUUCUGCAACGUCUUCAUCGCCCUGGACGUCACCUGCUGCACCGCCUCCAUCCUCACCCUCUGCCUCAUCAGCAUCGACAGGUACCUUGGGAUCACCAGACCUCUGACCUAUCCUGUGAGGCAGAAUGGACAGUGCAUGGCCAGGAUGAUUCUAUGUGUGUGGCUACUCUCUGCCUCCCUCACCCUCCCACCACUCUUUGGCUGGGCCCAAAACGUGAACGACGAUAAAGUCUGCUUGAUCAGCCAGGACUUUGGUUACACCAUUUACUCCACUGCCGUGGCCUUCUACAUCCCACUGUCAGUGAUGCUUUUCAUGUACUACCGGAUCUACAAGGCCGCCAAGCGCAGCGCGGCCAAGCACCACUUUGUCGGCUUCCCGCGAGCCGACGAGCCCGGCGGCGAGAUUGCUGCCAAUGGCCGCCUGCAGGGCCGUCAGGAGUCUGAAGAAUGCACGCACUUCUCUAGGCUCAUUAAGCACGAGAGAAAGAACAUUUCCAUCUUCAAAAGGGAGCAGAAAGCGGCCACCACCUUGGGGAUUAUUGUGGGGGCCUUCACCGUCUGCUGGCUGCCGUUUUUCAUACUGUCCACGGCCAGGCCCUUCAUCUGUGGUACGGCGUGCAGCUGCAUUCCCUUGUGGGUGGAGAGAACUUGCCUCUGGCUGGGAUACGCCAACUCCCUAAUUAACCCUUUUAUAUAUGCCUUCUUCAACCGGGACCUGAGGACCACCUACCGCAACCUGCUCCAGUGCCGCUACAGAAACAUCAACCGGAAGCUCUCGGCCGCGGGGAUGCAUGAGGCGCUCAGGCUAGCCGAGAGGCCGGAACUUGUGCUACGAAACUCUGACUCCUCAAGGAAAAAAAGUCAUGACUCAUGAGCCAAAUCAGAAUGAUGCCUUCCACAGCAGACAAUGCAAUACAGAGGAGGAACAAGAACAAAGACCCAGGCACGAAGAUGUUUCUGGGCUGGGGGGACUGCCACUGCUCUCUUUGGUUGGGAGUGGUCAAAAGCUGUCAGUCUUGGUGUGACCCAAUCCACUCUAUGGGAAGAAUAACAGCGAGGGAUUCUGUCUCCCAUUUUGCAAUGGACCAAUGCUAUUGUGUAUGAAUGAAAAUAAUUUUCUGCUGAAGAAUACCAGACCAUUUUAGCCAUAAGCACAUUAACACUCAAACAACCAAAUCUUGGAUUGGAGAAACACCAUUUAAAGUUUUCCAUCCUUCUAAAUCCAGGAAGGGGAAGAAAAAUCCUGUCUUUUGUGCCCCUACUCCCUCCCACUUGUGAAUCCAGACAUUAUUAUCCAGAGAGUAUCUGAGUCAGAAAAAAAAAAUGUGCUGUUUUAGAGAAUGAUAUUUUUCAAAUAGUGGUAAAAUGUACACUUAAAUUUGUGUUUAAAAUCCUGUCUGUCAAAGUGAAGUCAGUAGUCAGCAUUGCAAAACAAUGGUCCCAGGGCAAGGCCAGGGCAAACCUGUCUUUACCCAGAGCUCCUUUAUCUUUCAGAGAAAGAGAUAUUCUCGCUGACCCAUUCUCCAUGUUUUAGGUAAUGGGGAUGGAUUUUACAGCAGAGAAAACUGGAAAACAUGCUAGUUGUCCAACUUCUUCCUUAAGAUGUGGGGAGAUGCAGGGGACUCUGGAAACCUUGAACUGCAAAGAGCCAUUGAAAUACACUGAGUUACCACAGGACUAUUUGGGAAAGGAGAUAUGAGCAUUUGAGGUGGGUGGUAGGCAGAGGUUAUGAGCAUUUGAGGCUGGUGGUACCUACUAAACCACGCAACAAUCAGGAGCAAGGGAAGGGAGACUUAGGUCCAUUCCCAGUGGCUUCAGGGAAGGGAGUCUGGGUGUCUUCCUCUUUCACUUUCAGUUAUCUUGUCUUAUGUCAAUUGAGUCAUCUCUGAUUCAUAGCAACUCCAUGGACACAUCUCUCCCAGAACACCCCGCCUCCAUCUUUAAUUGUUUCUGGUAAUGUAUCAGUAGAGUUUUCUUGGUAAAAAUACAGAAGUGGUUAACCACUGCCUUCUUCUGUGCAGUAAACUCAAGUCU